Molecule: messenger RNA, 912 nt
Organism: Telopea speciosissima
Lineage: Eukaryota; Viridiplantae; Streptophyta; Magnoliopsida; Proteales; Proteaceae
Product: auxin-responsive protein IAA29-like
Exons: 4
Coding region: 136-879 (247 amino acids)
Biological process (GO): regulation of DNA-templated transcription
Cellular component (GO): nucleus
Molecular function (GO): protein binding
Source: RefSeq, a predicted model, not a curated record
CACUCCCCUCUUUCCACAAAUUCUCCUUAUUAAAAUCCUCACAAACCCCAAGAGAGCCAAAUCCCUUCAAAAACUUGGGAGAUCAAUCAAAACCCACCUCAUCUCUCUGUUCCCUUUUUCUUUUUUAAUUGUUAGAUGCUUAUGAUCUUAGCUGAUCUUCCCUCCCUAGCUAGCUGUCGUUGUUUUUUAGCUGUACUGAUUAUGGAGUUUCAACUGGCUCUCGCUCUCUCAAGUAAUCCAAUCAAGAAUUUCGACUUAAACAAAUAUGAGAACGACCCAAAAGAGAUUUGCUGCUCGGGAAAGAACAAAACUCAGAAGCGUAGCUUCGAUGAUGAUGCCCUCACGAUGGUGAGCCCCGUGGCUCAAACACUGCCUCUUCUGUCAUGGAAUGAUAGGCGGCCAAACGACGAGGAUGAUGGUGAUGGUUAUCGUAAGAACCACCAAAACAGCUCCUGUUACACUAUUCACGGGAGUAAUGGAGAGGGAGAUGGGAUUGUGGGGUGGCCACCCAUCAAACGUUCCAGGAGAAAUUUUCAUCUUCAUCACCACCACCACCACCACCAUCAUCAUCAGCAGCAGCAACAGCAGAAUCAAGCUGUUCAAGGCUCCAUGUACGUGAAGGUGAAGAUGGAAGGUGUUCCCAUUGGAAGGAAAGUUGAUCUUAACCUUCAUAACUCUUAUCAGACACUCACUAACACUUUGAUCUCCAUGUUUGGAAGAUAUGAGGGAGACAUGAUGAGGGGAUCAAAUGAGGGUACACGUUACACCCUCGCUUACCAACACAGAGAUGGGGUCUGGCUACUUGUGGGAGAUACUACUCCUUGGCAAACUUUCGUCGGGUCAGUACAACGUCUGAAAAUACUGAGGACUGGUGGCUGAAAGACUCGCGUGUCGUGUUGAAAUUUCUAAGCG